UCUCCGUCUACGUGACCGGCUGAUCUACUGAUCUCCUGCUUCUUCCUCCUUCAGUCAGUAUCUCUCCUCAGGUCUGUAGCUGGCUGUCUCCAUCAUGUUCAGAGCCGCCGUCCGACUCUCAGUCUCCGGGGUCCGGAGUGUAACCCGCACACAGCCAGCCUGUCGAGCUCUUUUGGCCUCAAGGUGUUACUCACAUGGGAAACAAGAGACCGAUGAGGAGUUUGAUGCCCGCUGGAUCACCUAUUUCAACAAGCAAGACAUUGACGCAUGGGAGCUGAGAAAAGGGAUGAACACAUUGAUUGGUUACGAUCUGGUACCUGAGCCAAAGAUUCUCGAGGCAGCACUGAGAGCCUGUCGGAGGUUAAACGACUUGGCCAGCGCCAUCCGAAUUUUGGAAGCUGUGAAGGAUAAAGCCGGCCCUCAUAAAGAGAUCUACCCGUAUCUGAUCCAAGAGCUGCGGCCAACAUUAGACGAGCUUGCCAUCCCUACACCCGAAGAGCUCGGCAUUGACAAAGUGUAGAUGAAUCUAAUGACGGUGGAUAUCCCCAGGACACAGAACCCAUGUGCUUAACUGUUUGCCUCAUAUAAUACGUGUGAUAUUUAAUUUGGCCUUUAUGAAGUUCUUUUGCUUGUAAAAUAUUGACGAACCUAAUAAAGGAAAAUUUAUCUUUGAGUGUCAAAAGUAUUUUGGGAUAUUUUAAGUAGUUAUUGAAACAAUACACUCAAUUAAUUACAAGUUGCUUUAGCUGAGGGCAGAGCCUCACUUGUAUGGUGCAUGUUGACUGAGUGUGUGUGAGGACAUUGUUGUGAGAGUCACUUUUUGCCACCAGGGAGCAGCGUUUUCACAUGAAUGUAAAAAUCAUUUACUGUAUUCAAUCUAUAUUUCAUCUGUUUUCAUUUCAGGGAGAAUGUAUGUGCUUGUAAAAUAAACAUGUUCAAAUUGCAAA
Messenger RNA from Sebastes umbrosus (honeycomb rockfish), 947 nucleotides. Its product is annotated as cytochrome c oxidase subunit 5A, mitochondrial-like. Lineage: Eukaryota; Metazoa; Chordata; Actinopteri; Perciformes; Sebastidae. The record is from RefSeq and is a predicted model, not a curated record. The transcript is spliced from 5 exons. Gene Ontology annotation, biological process: mitochondrial electron transport, cytochrome c to oxygen. The coding region runs from base 95 to 520 and encodes 141 amino acids. Gene Ontology annotation, cellular component: mitochondrial inner membrane.